This is a messenger RNA of Papaver somniferum (opium poppy), 608 nucleotides long. RefSeq lists its product as uncharacterized. The coding region runs from base 143 to 556 and encodes 137 amino acids. Lineage: Eukaryota; Viridiplantae; Streptophyta; Magnoliopsida; Ranunculales; Papaveraceae. The transcript is spliced from 2 exons. The record is from RefSeq and is a predicted model, not a curated record.
CUCCAAAAACCAUUAUGUACAUUUUUGUACUUAGACCACUACCUCUCUUUCUCUGCAACCAAAUAUAUAAUAAACCUGGAAAAGUAUCAUCAUUUAUGCGUACCAGAGAAGAAGAUAAAAGCAAUAACAACAGGAAGUAGAAAUGGAGAAUCAAGAUAUAGCAGUGUCAUCUCAUCAUAUGGAUGCUUCUCGACCUUCAAUUGGUUUUCCUCUAGGUACAGCUCUUCUUAUCAUCGUAGUAUUCUGUCUAAGUGGUGUCUUCUCUUGUUGUUAUCACUGGGAAAAACUCCGUUCUCUUCGCCAAUCUUUCGCUUCCAACGCUCAUGAUGAUCUUGAGGCAAAUACGCCCAUCAAAAAUAUCCCGACGUACCCAAGUUUGAAGAUAAACCAGAGGGAAAGUUUACCGGUGCUAAUGCCAGGAGAUAACAUACCGAAGUUCAUUGCAUUGCCAUGUCCAUGUGAACCACCGCGGGCAGUAAAGACAGACGCACAUUUCGUAGAUAUGGACGUGAAACUGUCCGUUGCUCCAACAGUAGUUGUGUAUAGUCAUAUAUAACUAGAUCUGGUGUACAUUAUGAAGAGUAAUUAAAUUAAAUUGAUUAAUAGUA